AUGAUCACUGUGAGAAGGAUGCUGCAACAAGCGCUGAGAGUAUCCGGCCGGAGCGCCUUCCCCCUGGUCAAGUGGAUGGAGAGGUGGGCUGAGGGCGCGUCGGCCAAGCAGCGGGCUGUGAGGACCCUGGAGGAGAUGCCCGGACCGUCUGUCGCCAGCUUCGCUUGGGACUUGUUCGCCAAACGGGGGCUGUCCCGGCUGCACGACUUACAGCUGGAGGGAUUGCAGCGAUAUGGGCCCAUGUGGAAAGCAAGCUUCGGCCCCAUCCUGACAGUUCACGUGGCUGAUCCAGCACUCAUUGAGCAGGUGCUGAGGCAGGAGGGCCAGCACCCCAUGCGCUCUGACCUUUCCUCCUGGAAGGACUACAGAAGCCUCAGAGGACAUCACUAUGGACUCCUGACAUCUGAGGGGGAAGAGUGGCAGUCGGUGAGAAGUCUCCUGGGGAAGCACAUGCUGCGCCCAAAAGCUGUCGAAGCCUACGACAAAACCCUGAAUGGUGUGGUCAGCGACCUCAUCGCCAAACUUCGCCUCAGCAGGAGCUCUGAGGGCCUCGUCGCUGACAUCGCCAGCGAGUUCUAUCGCUUCGGCCUCGAGGGCAUCUCCUCGGUGCUGUUUGAAUCCAGAAUCGGUUGUCUGGAUGAGGUUGUCCCUGAAGAGACGGAGCGUUUCAUCCAGUCGAUCAACACCAUGUUUGUAAUGACGCUUCUCACCAUGGCCAUGCCGAAGUGGUUGCACCAGCUGUUUCCUAAACCCUGGAACGUCUUCUGUCAGUGCUGGGACUACAUGUUUGAGUUUGCUAAAGGCCACAUUGACCAGCGUCUUACCGCCGAAGCAGAAAAGGUUGCCCGUGGCGAGAAUGUGGAGGGCCGUUAUCUAACCUACUUUCUGUCACAGACCGGACUGCCCAUGAAGACUGUCUACAGCAACGUCACAGAGCUGCUUCUUGCAGGAGUCGACACAAUCUCUAGCACCAUGUCCUGGUCAUUGUACGAGCUGUCCCGCCACCCCGAGGUGCAGGCAUUGCUCAGGGAUGAGGUGCUAGGCGUGCUGGGGGGUCGAGGCAUACCUGAGGCAGCAGACGUGGCCCGCAUGCCUCUCCUGAAGGCCACAGUCAAAGAAGUGCUCAGGUUGUAUCCCGUUAUUCCUGCCAAUGCACGAGUCAUUACAGAGAGAGACAUCCAGGUUGGAGGCUACCUCAUCCCUAAAAAUACUCUGAUUACCCUGUGCCACUUUGCAACGUCACGGGAUCCUGCGAUCUUUCCAAAUCCAGAUGAAUUCCAGCCCCAUCGAUGGUUGAACAAGAAUCUUACUCAUCACCCGUAUGCCUCUGUACCCUUUGGGGUGGGAAAACGCAGCUGCAUAGGUCGUCGUAUAGCCGAGCUGGAGCUCUACCUCGCUCUUGCCAGGAUCCUCAAAGAAUUCGAUGUGAAGCCGGACCCAGAGGGGACUUCAGUGAAGCCUAUGACCCGGACUCUUCUGGUUCCUGAAAAUGUCAUUAACCUCCAGUUUAUUGAACGAUGA
Messenger RNA from Plectropomus leopardus (leopard coralgrouper), 1521 nucleotides. RefSeq names its product cytochrome P450, family 27, subfamily B, polypeptide 1 (gene cyp27b1). Gene Ontology annotation, biological process: cholesterol metabolic process; C21-steroid hormone biosynthetic process; glucocorticoid biosynthetic process. The record is from RefSeq and is a predicted model, not a curated record. Lineage: Eukaryota; Metazoa; Chordata; Actinopteri; Perciformes; Serranidae. Gene Ontology annotation, molecular function: iron ion binding; heme binding; monooxygenase activity. Gene Ontology annotation, cellular component: mitochondrial inner membrane.